AUGGUCUCGGCAGCCUCUCCUUCCCGAACAAAGGACCUCUCCUCCCACCUCCAUUUCCUCGAUGAGAAGACCUGCGUCGUGAACGGUGAUGGUGGCCACUCCGAUGACUCCUUGCGUUCGAUGUUAUUAGCUCCUAAUCGGAGGGAGCGGAUCAGCGAGCGGCUGCGGACGCUGCAGGAGCUGGUGCCCAACGGCACCAAGGUCGACCUGGUCACCAUGCUCGAGAAGGCCAUCAGCUACGUCAAGUUCCUCCAGUUGCAAGUCAAGGUCCUUGCAACAGACGAGUUCUGGCCGGCGCAGGGAGGAAAGGCGCCGGAGAUCUCCCAGGUGAGGGAGGCGCUCGACGUCAUCUUGUCGUCGGCGUCGCAGAGGGGGCAGCUGAACUAG
Panicum virgatum (switchgrass) is the source of this 387-nucleotide messenger RNA. RefSeq names its product transcription factor RHD6-like. Gene Ontology annotation, molecular function: DNA-binding transcription factor activity, RNA polymerase II-specific; RNA polymerase II cis-regulatory region sequence-specific DNA binding; protein dimerization activity. The record is from RefSeq and is a predicted model, not a curated record. The transcript is spliced from 3 exons. The coding region runs from base 1 to 387 and encodes 128 amino acids. NCBI's taxonomy places the organism in Eukaryota, Viridiplantae, Streptophyta, Magnoliopsida, Poales, Poaceae. Gene Ontology annotation, cellular component: nucleus. Gene Ontology annotation, biological process: regulation of transcription by RNA polymerase II.